Coffea eugenioides is the source of this 348-nucleotide messenger RNA. RefSeq lists its product as uncharacterized. The coding region runs from base 1 to 348 and encodes 115 amino acids. The record is from RefSeq and is a predicted model, not a curated record. Lineage: Eukaryota; Viridiplantae; Streptophyta; Magnoliopsida; Gentianales; Rubiaceae. The transcript has a single exon.
AUGGCUUCCAUGGAAAAUACUCAAAAAAUGAAGCCCAGAAGAACUACUACAUCGAGAUCAACCAUACUAGCCCAUGCAGCCGCGUUGUCUUUUUCUGCUGUUCUUCUUGUGAUGAUCUUAUUCUUCAGCACCUUUUCUUUCAGCUUCAGAGAAUAUGAUCAUCAGCUUCUGGGGCCAGCCUGUGAUGAAAUCUACGUAGUUGCAGAGGGAGAAACGCUUCAUACCAUCAGUGACAAGUGUGGCGACCCUUUCAUCAUUGAGCAAAACCCUCAUAUUCAGGACCCUGAUGAUGUUUUCCCCGGACUCAUCAUUAAGAUCACUCCAGCAACAGCUUCUUCUACCGUGUAA